Messenger RNA from Babesia microti strain RI, 1731 nucleotides. RefSeq lists its product as hypothetical. Bases 1 to 1731 code for a protein of 576 amino acids. The transcript is spliced from 5 exons. NCBI's taxonomy places the organism in Eukaryota, Apicomplexa, Aconoidasida, Piroplasmida, Babesiidae. The record is from RefSeq and is a predicted model, not a curated record.
AUGGACAAAUAUCGUACAUUGAAACAGAAACAUGCUGUGUUAAAGGAGGCUUAUUUGAGUUUGGAGGAUAAUGUUAAAAUUUUGACUCAAAACUCUGAAGCCCAAUCGAUAGAAUACGAUUCCAAAAUAUCCAAGUUAAAUACAACAUUAAGCGAUAAAGAUGAACAAAUUAAAUCGCUACAGAAUGAGCUCACCAGUUUACAGGAGAAUAAACAGGUUUUAGAACAGAAACUAACACGUUAUAUCCAAAAUGAAGAGUUAAAGACCACAUCUUUUAACGAAUUAAGUACUAAUGUUGGCAGAAGGUCCAUAUAUGACGAUUCAAUUGAUAGCAUGUACGAGAUAUCUUCCCGCACCAAUACGACACAAUGUAUAAAUUUCAACAAGACAUUAAGCAAAUUCUUAGCGCUACUAAAUGAAUCUAUGCAAGAUAAUCAACAUACAGUACCAAUCGAGGGAAACGUUAGAGUAAAGAUUAUGCGGGGAAAAAUGGGAAUUUUGGAUGAUGGAUUAGAUAAUUUGGGCUCACUUUCAGCGUUAAAUCUGGAUUUGUUGAGAUAUAUAGAUAAAAUGAAGUUACAUAUAUGGGACAUUGUAACUAAGCUGCAAGAUAAUAUUUCGCUAGAAUUGACAAGUGAAUUGAUCAAAUCAUUACGCUUGUAUCUAACAAUUGAAGAGUACCUGUUUCCUGAUAUGCAAAAUUUCAACAUUUCAAUCACCGACAAGACGUGCAAGAUUGUCUCUAAAACCACAUCAUUAAUUAAAUCUUUGGCCAAGCUAAAUAAAAUCAUGCACAAUCUCACAAACACACUAUCACUCAUACACCAAAUAAUUAGUGUUUAUGACAUAGAUGACCGGAUAAAAUUAUUUACAUGGAGUAGAUGUGAACAAUUGUUGAAUGAGAUUAAUAGUACAGUCAAAAACAUCGCAGAGUGCGUAUCGCAUAGGAUGUGUCUUCCUAAAAUUUGCAAUGGAAAAUUUUUACCCUUAACUGGGGGUACCGAGACGCUAAUGGAAUUAUAUGAGCUUUUAAGUGGAGUGCCCGAUUUAAAUAUGAAUGUUGCAAUCGUACUAUCAACCAAUGUUACCGAAUUUCAAGUAUCUGCUGAUGAAUUAUUGUGUGAAUGGAUAAGCAAAUUAAAUAAUACGCCACAUUCCAUCAAAGAUCACGCAGUUGAUACAGCAAACACGAGUAUCAAUGAAAAGCUUCGUAUUAAAGAGCUGGAAAUUUCAUUAGCAGAGUGUGAAACACAGGCUUUUAUCGCGAAUUAUCAGAGAAACUCACUCAUAGCAUACUUGAAUAAUAUUAGUGAAAUCGUUAGUGAUUUGGACGGCAGUCACCCCUGCAUUGGGUCCUUUUCAAGUGGAUUUGAUGGAGAGGAAUUAAUCGAUUUAUCCACCGCAAGCAAAAAAUCAGAUUCCGCGUGUCACAAAAUAGAUUACCUAAUUUCGCCCUUAUCUUUGCCCCUAAAUAAUAACAAUUCCAGCGAGCUAGCCGGUUAUGUGACAACACUGGUAAAGGAUGGCAUGGCAUUGGCUGAAGAUAAAGCCAAAAUAACAAAUGAGUUGGCAGAUUUGCGUGCGGAAUUGAGUAAGGAGAGGGAGAGGAGAGAGGCGGCGGAAGAGAGUUGUAGGGCCAGUAUACAUGAACUGACCAGGCAUUUGGGCACCAUGGAAUUAACUAUAAUGGAUUAUGAAAAUAAGUUAUCGCAACUAAGAAAGGGGCAUUAG